Molecule: messenger RNA, 1944 nt
Organism: Laetiporus sulphureus 93-53
Lineage: Eukaryota; Fungi; Basidiomycota; Agaricomycetes; Polyporales; Laetiporaceae
Exons: 13
Coding region: 1-1944 (647 amino acids)
Cellular component (GO): cytoplasm
Molecular function (GO): ATP-dependent chromatin remodeler activity; ATP binding
Source: RefSeq, a predicted model, not a curated record
AUGCUCACAACUGCCGAGGCCGAGAGGGCACUACGUGAACUGGUUACUGGCGCGUACACGCACGAGAUCGAGGUAUCGCUCGAGGAUGCGACAGUAGAAGGUUUCCGUCCAAACGUCAAGCUUCUUCCGCACCAGAUCUCCGGCAGAUCGUGGAUGGCAGGGCGCGAGUUGGGGAAGAAGAUGGGCGGGAUCCUCGCUGAUGAUAUGGGACUCGGGAAGACAAUUCAGACCAUAACAAGGAUUGUCGAUGGUCGUGCUACACAGCAAGACAAGAAAGAGGGUUGGUCGCCCACCACUCUAGUAAUUUGCCCAGUAGCUGUGAUUUCACAAUGGGCGAGUGAGAUAAAGAAGAUUGCCGUCGGCCUGACCGUCAUCGAGCACCAUGGCGCGAGUCGCACAAGUGAUCCCAAGGUUCUCGGGAAAGCGCAUGUGGUGAUAACGUCGUAUUCUACCGUGACAUCAGAAUACAAUGCAUAUAAUCCCGCAUCAGACGAGGGCAGCUCGUCGAGGAAGAAAGGCAAGAAGCAGAGCUUGGACGACUCAGAUGACGACUCCGUUAUCUGCAAAACGCAGAUCAAAACGUCGAGGAGGAAGGAAAAGGAUGCUAUCUUCCGUGUGCGGUGGUGGCGUAUUGUGCUCGACGAGGCGCACAAUAUCAAGAACCGGAAUGCCAAGAGCUCUAUCGCUUGUUGUGCAUUGGAGGGGAAGUUCAGAUGGUGCCUAACUGGAACUCCCAUGCAAAACAACGUAGAGGAGUUAUUUCCGCUCUUGAAAUUCCUCAAGAUCCGGCCACUCAACGAGUGGCACACGUUCAACGAGCAAAUUGCGAAGCCUGUCAAAGCGAACCGGACGGUGCGGGCGAUGAAGCGCCUUCACGUCGUGUUGGGUGCCGUCAUGCUGCGACGUACCAAGGAUACCUUAGUGAACGGCAAGCCCAUCCUGACAUUACCAGAAAGAGUCGUGGAGAUUGUGGACUGCGAGUUCGAUGCGGACGAACGUGCGUUCUAUAACACUGUCCAGGACCGGGUGCAGUCGAGCCUUGAGGCGUUGGAGAAACAGGGCGGAGCUGCGAGAAACUACACGUCCGUGCUCGUUCUCCUCCUCCGUCUCCGGCAAGCAUGUAAUCAUCCGUCGCUCGUCUCCGCGGACUAUGUCAGGGAUAAGGAGGCGGUGGAGCCAAAGCAGGCGAAAAGCCAGGACGAUGAGGAGGAGGAUGCAGAUGAGCUUGCGGAGCGUCUUGCUCUUAUGGGCAUCGCGACAACCAAACGUUGUCAGCUCUGUCAGACGCUGCUCAACACGGCCAACACUGCCAAGUCUGACACUUGCACAUCUUGUGCUGCUGUGGUCGCUAAAGCUCGCACCAAGAGCCGCCGUGACUCAGACCUCCCACCCGACUCGACCAAGAUCCGCAAAAUCCUGGAGAUCCUGCAAGAGAUCGACGAGCUGUCGGAGGGGACAGAGAAGACGAUCAUUUUCUCGCAGUUCACCUCUAUGCUCGACCUCAUCGAGCCGUUCCUCCGUGCGGAGAAGAUCAAGUUUGUUCGCUACGAUGGUACCAUGAACAAGGCCGAACGCGAGUAUGCGCUCGAUCGUAUCAAGGAAAGCCGGUCGAUCAGGGUAAUACUUAUCUCGUUCAAGGCCGGUUCCACAGGUUUGAACCUUACAUGCUGCAACCAUGUCAUACUCGUAGAUCCAUGGUGGAACCCAGCUCUGGAGGACCAAGCCUUCGAUCGUACCCAUCGUUUCGGCCAGACUCGCGACGUUCACAUUCGGAAACUUUGUGUGCCAGAUACCACUGAGCAGCGCAUUCUCGAGCUUCAAGACAAGAAACGAGCGCUUGCGAAAGCCGCUCUCUCCGGUGACAGGAUGAAGAACAUGCGCCUUGGUGCUGACGAGCUUAUUGCCUUGUUCAAGCCGGGAGGGCGUGACGACGACGAAGAUUGA